GCUAUCUGGAAAAAAUGAGUUUUUAGGCUAGAAAAAUUUGCUCCGAAACUGUCAUGGCGCCGAAUGAAAUUUUCAAAAAUCUUUGAGAAAGAUAUUGGCCUGCUAGAAGUUAAAAUGUUUGGAAACAAUCAACAAUCAAAUCCAUUUGGAGAGAAACCAUCUAAUGCAUUCGGACAAGCACCAAAUGCCACAUCAACAACAAUGUUUGGGCAGCAAAGUGGCCAGCCUGAUGCUUUUAAAAGUAUGACAUCAACAACUUCUACAUUUGGAAGUACCCCCAGCCCAUUUGGAUCAUCAAGUUCAUUUGGAACUGGGUCUUCUUCAUUUGGACAAACUAGUCCUCCAGUACUUGGUGGAUUUGGCACUACAACAUCAGCAUCAACUGCAUUUGGUUCAACAGCUUCCACUCAAAGUGGGCUUGGUUCAAACACAUCUGGCGCAAGUGCAUUUGGUUCAACUGCAUCAGCUCCAAUGACAUUUGGUUCAACUACUUCAACUGCAUUUGGUUCAAGUACAUCUGCUCCAAUGGCAUUUGGUUCAAUUACUCCAACUGCAUUUGGUUCAACACCAGCUGCUGGAGUUAAGCUUGGUUCAACAACUUCAGCUCCCAGUAAAUUUGGUUCAGCUACCUUUGCCUUUGGGCAGACAUCAAAAGCUCCAAGUAUAUUUAGAUCAACAGCCACAAACGAAGGUGCAUUUAAUUCACCUGCAUUUCCAUUUUCUGCAGGACGUGCAAAACCAUCAGCUUCAAAUGCAACAUCAGUACUAUUUGGCGGAGAAUCUAAUGCAUCAAAGACAUUUGGUUCAACUAAUGCUUCCUCUGGCACAUUUGGUAGUUCACCAUUAGGAUUUGGGCCGGGAAGUACAACAGAAAGUUCAGGCUUUGGAUCAAGUAGUGUUUCUUCUACUGCUAAUGAAUCUUCAAAGAAAGACACGAAAGAUCAACAAAAUGUGUUUGGAUCAAAACAAACUUUACCUUUGUUCGAAUCAAAAACAAAAAGUGUUUCAAAUUCAAAAGCUACGUUUGGUACCACAGGAAAUCAACCCACUGGGUUAUUUGCGAAAUCUACAACUGAACAAAAACCUUUAACUGCGGAAUCUAACACUGAACAGAACUUGUUUGGAAAAUCAUCAACAUCUCAAAAUCCCCAAAUAAAGAAAAGCUAUGUUAAACCAAAGGGAGUGUUUGGAAUUAAAAGUGACACUAAACCAUCAAAUGAAGGCCUGUUCGGCAAAAGUCACCCAUCGGGAUCUACUCAAGGUUUAUUUGGAAAACCAGCAUUAAAGUCUAAUCCAGUUGUGUUUGUUUCAACAGCUGCAGAUGAAGACGCAGAUCCUGGUGUAGCUGUUGAUGAAGAGAGAGAAAACAACUCAAGUCCAUCACGUCGUAUGAUGAUAAAACGAAAACCAGUUGGUCUAUUUGGGAAGGCAGUUUCAAGUGCUAUAGGAACUGAUAUAGCAAGAAGAAAGUCAACAGAAGCUGACAAAAGAGCCUUGAAACCUACAUCCAGGCGUUUAUCCAGUGAAGAUAUCAGUAACAGUUUAUCAAUUAGUUGUAAGCCAAUCCCAGAGGAGUAUAACACAAAGGAAAUCCUGAAGCGACAUUUUCAACGAUUUGGAAAGGUCACACGUGUGUUUCCAAAUCCUAAGGAACAAAAAGCGAUAAUACAUUUUGAAAAUCAUGAAGCCGCUGCAGAGGCAAAAAGGAAUGGACAUGAAUUAAAACCUGGCUUACCAAAAAUGACUAUAUUCUGGAGACCAAGUAAAAAAGCAUUGAAGUCAACGUUUUCCAAAGAUGUGAGUGAUGAGUUGUCGAGUAUGGCUGGGGCAGACUUUGAUAGUGCAGGGCCAAAGCUUCCUGUGAGACCUAAAGAGGGCAGUAGUCGGAGGGCAAUCACCAAAGCUUCAUCAGAGAGAAGAAUGAGCCCUGGGCCCUCAUCUAGGAGUACAAGCCCUGCUAGGAAGCUGAAAACUGGAGCUGGAGGGAAAUUCCUGAAUACCAUGGCAACCACUGCUGGUGAGAAGUAUGAACUGUUAGAGGCAAUCGACAAACAAAUGAAACUGGAUAGAGGCAAGCAAACAGGCACAGAACUGGCCCAAGCUGCAGUCAUCAUCGGAACAUGCCCAGACAUGUGCCCAGAAAAAGAGCGGUAUGUACGUGAAGACAGGAGACGUUUGGGACUAUUUGAGAUCCUCCCUGGCACUGAACAUAUCCCUGGGAAGAACCCUGAGGCUGACCACGCCAGGUGUAUUAAGGAGUAUAGCAGGUCCUCGGCAGACCAGGAAAUGCCACUGGCCCAUGAACUGAGGCCACCUCAUGUGUUGGCUAUGACAAUGAACUAUAUCGUCAAUAAUAUAAUGGAUGAGGGCCAUGAUGGGAACUGGGCUGAUUGGUACGAGUUUGUCUGGAGUAGGACGAGAGGCAUUAGAAAGGAUAUCACCCAGCAACAGCUGUGUAAUGAGACAGCUGUAGAUCUUGUCGAAAAAUGCUGUAGAUUUCAUAUCUUGUGCUCUGGAAGACUCUGCGAGGAAGACGUUAUGGCAUUUGAUGAGAAGAUAAACAGCGAGAAUAUGACGAAGUGUCUGCAGACGCUGAAGGAAAUGUACUGGGAUAUGGAGCACAAACACGGGAAGUUAUGUCAGAAUGAGGCUGAGUUCCGGGCGUACACUGUACUCAUGAACCUCAAUGAGGGAGAUACAUUGAGAGCUGCCCAAGAGUUGAGACCAGAUAUUCGCAACUCUUCAGAGAUGAAGUUCGUCUUAGAAGCCUACUUUGCCCUCAAUAGCAACAACUAUGUUAAAUUCUUCAAACUCGUCAAGAAAGGCUCAUUUCUGAAUUCCUGCAUCAUGCAUCGUUACUUCAAUCAGGUCCGCAGUAAGGCCCUGUCUACAAUGCUACGUAGUUAUAAGAGCCCUGGAAAGGAUAUGCAGUUCCCGAUCGUGGACCUCUGCAAUCAGUUGGGAUUUGAAGAUGCCUUUGAGGUGAAAGACUUCUGUAUGCAGCAUGGCCUCAGUAGCGAUGAUGAUUUUAUCAUGUUUAAUAAGUCGCAUUGGAUUAUGCCUGAAACUGCGCCGGAAUCCAGACGAUCCUUGAAGCUUAUAGAGGGCAAGUUGGAUGUCUCAUAUGGAGAGGUUGUAAAUAAUGGGCCACUACCAGAAAAUAUCCUACACCAGCCAGUCUCUAGUUUUAACUCCAAUCACAGAUACAUAGGACAGAAUACACAGAUUCUUCAGGUGCAACAAAAUCAAGGUGAAGAAACCCCCACUGCGGAUGUAGACACUACUAAUGAAGCAGCCCACCCUUCAAAGUCCUCCCUGGAUGAGGCUGCAGGUCAGGACUUGAAGCAGACAGAGGAACAAAAAUUCCCAUACACAAAACAGCAAAUGUGGGACGCUUGUAAAGGCUAUGUAAAAGAAGUUGUGGAUGAGAUGUGCCUAGAUCUGUGUACGAACCUUCAUAAAGCAGUGCAGACCUAUUUGACGAUUGGCCAGACUAAUCUCACAGAUAUAAUAGAGGAAACUACAACAAAUAUUGCUAA
This is a messenger RNA of Owenia fusiformis, 3539 nucleotides long. The record is from the annotation of a GenBank genome assembly. NCBI's taxonomy places the organism in Eukaryota, Metazoa, Annelida, Polychaeta, Sabellida, Oweniidae.